This is a messenger RNA of Fusarium venenatum, 1524 nucleotides long. RefSeq lists its product as uncharacterized. Lineage: Eukaryota; Fungi; Ascomycota; Sordariomycetes; Hypocreales; Nectriaceae. The record is from RefSeq and is a predicted model, not a curated record.
AUGUCGCAUACACAGCUUCACAAUCCUCCGCCCACGACAGAUUUUUUAUUCGUCAAUAUCGCGCGGCCACAAGACAUUAAAAACCGGAAGACACGAAAGAGAAUCAACAGUCAUGUCAUGAAACCGAUUGGCCUCACUCGGAGGCGCCACCAGCCAAACAAAACAAUACCAAUUACUCUGCCAUCACCGCCCAAUUCAGAACCGAACAGCUCUGGAAUAUUACCUGUUCCAGCUGUUACUUGUACCGUGACAGACUCUUCUCCACGUGAUCAAAACGUACCAGAUCAAAAUGAACCAUCAUUAGCUCCCGUACCUCGCCACUGCCUGCGUCUUAUCCCCUGUCCCGUUCCUGAGCAAAAGAACAUCAGAUCACUUCCCAUGUCGGCGCGCACAAGUAAAAUGAUUCAUUUUUUGGCUAUAUCUCAAGAAGCGCCUGUAUGCCGGCUGAUGCGUGAACUUUGUUUCUCUUUGUCCUUUAUCGAUGAAGGUGCCUUUCAUUUAAUCCUGGCUCGUCUUGAGGUCGACCCCGAGACUACCGGAGGACAAGAACCACAAGAAGGCUUUGGUAGUCUGUCUCACUACGAGACUUCAGUUGAAAGUCUGAGGCAAAAGCUUGAAAAUCCCUGUGUUAAAGCCCAUGAAGCCAUCAUCGGCGUGAUUGUCAACUUGGCAUGCUACGAUAUAUUCACCAAUAACUUUGAAAGGUGGAAAACACACAUGUUUGGCAUACAAAAGAUGAUUCAGUAUAGAGGCGGCAUCGAUACCCUUACUUCACAAUAUAUACGAGUCACAGCCGUCUGGGUGGACUUGAUCGGUUCCAUGACUUUAGAUCAAAUCCCUUACUUAGCAUUUCAGGAAGGCCGCCCAGAUGGCGCCCAUCAGGUGACCUACGACGCGACAGGUGCGGUACCAGACGUUGAGAAACACUGUCAUGCCAAUAUCAACAAGAUUAUUCAAAUGCUUUCGAUGUUAUCAAGCUUGGUUGCAGGAAAGUCCGAGAUCGAACAGAGUAAGGACGAGGCUCUACUUGAAGCACUGCAAGCGACAAUCCACGCCGUCCUGAUGUUACCUCGAUAUGGGAACCUAGAGGCAAACAACGGUUUAAGUGAGCCUUGCUUGAGAACAUACGAGAUAGUUCGACUUGCCGCCCUUUUAUAUCUCUCAGGUCCUGCGACAUUUCUAGCUGGAAACAGACGCUUCAACUUGGUAAUUCCCCAAUUUAGAGGGCAACUAUCAAAACUCUACGGUGCACAGGGACUACCUUGUUCGGUUCCUGAGCACCUGAAACUGUUCGUUUUAGUUGCUGGGGCUAUUGUUGGAGUGGAUGACGAGAGGCAAUUCUUUGUAAACCAUCUGAGUCACGUUGUGUCGCUGAGGAAGUUGAGCUGGGAAUAUUUGAUGAGUGAGCUUCGGUCUAUAGCGUGGUUUGAUGUUGUUUGGUCGACGGAUCUGGAUAGGCUACGGGGUGAUUUGGCUUUCGAUAGUGAUGAAGCUACGAGGCAUAGUUGUGAAGUUGCUUUAUAA